This is a messenger RNA of Oppia nitens, 756 nucleotides long. RefSeq lists its product as uncharacterized. The coding region runs from base 1 to 756 and encodes 251 amino acids. The transcript has 2 exons. Lineage: Eukaryota; Metazoa; Arthropoda; Arachnida; Sarcoptiformes; Oppiidae. The record is from RefSeq and is a predicted model, not a curated record.
AUGGAUUAUUUGUUAUACAUUUUGGCCGGUUUUGGCAUAUUUUCAUUGUUAGUACUGUUUGUCAAACUAAUAGUUUGGGGCCUUAACUGUGAUAUUGACCGUCAAUUUGUGCCAAUUGGUGACAGCGAGGUCUACACUAUGAAAGAGUCGUUGACUAUAUUGAAUGCCAACGAAGCCAUUGAAGAAAUGGAUAAAAUGCUCGAUCAGUACACAAAACCAAAAGUAGUUAUAUCUCGACAAUGUAUUUGUCCGUUUUGUACGAAAGAGUCGGACAAAAUCAUUAUUAAUAAUAUCGGUAACAAUAUUAUUGAUAAUACUAUCGACGAAUGCGAUGACAAUAGCUUUCAGUCGGUUAGCAGUAGAAGUGAUAGUGAAGAAGUCAAGUCAGACAAUGACGACGACGAGGAUAUACCUAAUAAUAAUAAUUAUUACGACUCCGAUGGUUUGAUACCAGACAUAAUGGUCACUAUAGACGAUGAUGAGACCAAACCAGUAGCCGCCAGUGGUGGUGGUGUCUCGAAACGUGUGGUUAACUUAGAGGAAGUCAUAAUUAGAAACAAGUCGUCAUCGCGCGAAGCAUUGCCCUGUAGUGUCUACAACAAUGUGGUAACAGAGCUCAAGACGCGGUUCGGUUCGUUCAUCGAUAAGCACCGGCAGCGCAACAAUACAAUGAUUGUGCCGACAGAUCCACCGGUUGUUGUUAUCUACGAUAAUAACAGUGUCGAUGAAGUGAUUGUCGAGUCAACUAAUUUAUAG